Hyla sarda is the source of this 3366-nucleotide messenger RNA. RefSeq names its product scavenger receptor class B member 2 (gene SCARB2). Gene Ontology annotation, cellular component: cytoplasm; lysosome; membrane. Gene Ontology annotation, biological process: receptor-mediated endocytosis; protein targeting to lysosome. The coding region runs from base 360 to 1820 and encodes 486 amino acids. The transcript has 12 exons. Lineage: Eukaryota; Metazoa; Chordata; Amphibia; Anura; Hylidae. Gene Ontology annotation, molecular function: scavenger receptor activity. The record is from RefSeq and is a predicted model, not a curated record.
UUAUUCUAUUCUGUAUAGUAGUCGUCAUUGAGCUGCGACAUGAGGGUGGGAGAGAGAGUGAUCCCUUCGAGUGGGAAACGAAACUCCUCGGAGCUGGCAGAAUGCUGGAGAAGCGCCUGUCAGCAAACACUGGGGCUGGGCGGACACUGCUACAUAUACGAGGCGUCACCAAGAGGCUAUCUGCAGCCUGUAAACAGCGCAGACACUAGGACGGGCCAGUCCUGACAAAGCACCGUGCACACCGGCCGGAGGAGAGCGCACUGACCCCCGGUGAUCUCUCCUUAUACUUAUCCGGGUGUGUCCCCCCCCGCCGGGAUCAGCCUUGGCUGCCCUCUGGGAGGCUGGUGAUUGUGCUGGGCAUGGCGCGCUGGACAAUGUACACCUGCGGUGCCCUGUCACUGCUGCUGCUCAUCGCCAGUAUUGUGCUGCUGCUGGCGCACACCUUCAUGGGCAUAGUGGAGGGACAGGUCAAGAAGGCUACAAUAUUAAAGAAUGGGACAGAGGUCUACCAUGACUGGCUCAAUCCCCCUCCUCCAAUCUACAUGCAAUUCUAUUUUUUUAAUGUAACUAACCCACUAGAGGUCCUGGAUGGAGAGAAGCCUGUGGUCGAUGAAAUUGGGCCUUAUACAUAUCGGGAAUAUCGACCUAAGGAGGAUGUAGAUUUUCUUGAGAAUGGUACUGAAGUUUCUGCUGUUAAUCCCAAGACUUACAUUUUUGAACCUGAUAAAUCUGUGGGAAACCCAGAGGUAGACUUAAUACGGACAGUAAAUAUUCCUAUUGUGACCCUGCUGGAAAUUUCCAAAAACAAUAAGUAUUUUCAAUACAUAAAACCAAUAGUCAGUGGAGUUUUGAAGACGUACAAAGAAGGAAUAUUUCUUACAAGGUCGGUCCAUGAACUGCUGUGGGGUUACAAGGAUCCUGUACUUUCUUUGGUACAUACUUUAGUACCAAGUAUUAGUAACAUGUUCGGCCUCUUCUACAAUAUGAACGCAACAAAUGACGGGAGAUAUGUGUUUCUUAGUGGUUCCUCGGGAUACUUGGAUUUCACCAAGAUUGUGGAAUGGAACGGAGAAAGAAAUCUGAAGUGGUGGACAUCCGACACAUGCAAUAUGAUUAAUGGAACAGAUGGAACUUCCUUUCACCCAUUAAUAAAUAAAGAUGAUAUAAUAUACAUAUAUUCAUCAGACCUAUGUAGGUCUCUCUUUGCAGUUUAUGAAUCAUCGAAAGUUGUAAAAGGCAUUCCAGUCUUUCAUUUUACCCCACCAGCCAAGGUUUUUGCUAAUGUCUCUAUCAAUCCUGAUAAUGCAGGCUUCUGUGUGCCAGAGGGAAAUUGCCUUCCAUCUGGCCUGCUCAAUGUCAGUGUGUGCAAGCAAGGUGCUCCUAUUAUAUUGUCCUCGCCUCAUUUUUACCAGGCUGACGAAUCAGUGAUUAACAGUAUAGUUGGAAUGAAGCCCAAGAAAGAAGAUGAUGAAAUAUUCAUGGACAUCAAUCCACUCACUGGAAUGUUAAUUCAAGCUUCCAAGCGCAUGCAGAUUAAUGUCUAUGUACGCCGUAUUCCUGAGUAUGACGUCACUCAGAACUUACAGACUCUCUAUUUCCCAGUGAUGUAUAUUAAUGAGAGUGUCCUCAUUGAUGACCAGUCUGCAGAAAAACUCAGGUCCAUUCUUUUGGAAACUAGAGUGGUAGCGAAUGUUCCUUUUAUCAUCAUGGCAGUUGGGAUCAUUUUUGGAAUCGUAUUUGUUGUACUUGUUUGCCGUCCAUCCAGAACAAGAGAGGAGGGCACAGAAGAAGAGAGAGGACCACUUAUAAGAACAUCCUAACUAACAGUAAAAUAAAAAAACAUCCUAACUACAUGCUAAAAAAUGAACUAUGCAAAAUCAUUGCUGUCCGUCCGGGCUGGAAAAUGUUUUUUAUUUGUGAAGGAUUAGACACAGACUCCAGGUAGAAGAUGCCACAAGCGUUUAGUGACUUUCUACCCUCACAAUGAAACUGCCGUGAAUGGUUCAUCUACAUUGCAGUUCUACAAUACUAAGCACAAGUUAACAUACAUUGAGCUCUGUUCUAAUAACCUGAAAAAACAAAGGUCUUUUUGUUUAGUGUGGAAACUUACAAUUUACUGUCUAACAAAGGUGUGGAAUUCAUGACAUUUACUUUCCCUAUAUAUCAUUGUGUAUACAGACUGUUAUAUAGUUUAGUUACAGAUUCACUAUGCAUGCAGGAUAUGACCAACAAUAACAUACAAUCUUGGCGAUAAAAAGACAAACUGGCUGCAUAUACACAUAACAGAUCUCAUUGUAUUAGACUAAUUGUGGAUCAGAGAAUAUCAUGUAGUGUACUGGUGUGCUGUCCUUGUCGGUACAUACACAAUACUCGUAUGGACUGUUUUCUUAUUUCUUACUUAAAGCUGAAAUUUGCGAACAUACAGGAUUAUGCAGUUGUUUUAAGAAUAUCACAAGAAUUCAUCUCUGGGAUAGAAACAUAUACAGAGAACAAGAACUCAUUGCGAGGAAUCUUAACUAUCAGUUUAUGUUCCGUACAUCAGCAAACCAUUUAUUUUUUCUUUACCUUGUUUGAUCCUGCUAUUUUUACAGAAUAACAUAAAACAUGUUUCCAUUAAUGUAAUGGAUCUUUUGAUUUCAAUACGAUCUUUUUGAUGUCGGAUGUCAUUAGUCUGGUCAUUACACUGUUGACAUGCCAUAGUAACAUAAUUGAAGUUUCAGUGCAGUUUGGGGCGUUAAAACCCCAACCGAUCUCCAAUUGAAAAAGCAGAAGGGACAUUUAUCAAUGUUUGCUUAUGUAUUCUUUUUUUUAGUAAUUUUUUCCUUACUUUUUUUUUGCUUAUGUGUGACUUAUUUAUUUAUUUUUUUCCUUUUUUUUACUUUGGUAGUAGCUUUUUCUGCUCCAUGUUUGAGCUGGAGUAAAUUUAGUCAACUUUUAACCUUGUUGCGACUUUUUUUUGCGCAGUUGCGACCGUUGCAGUUGAUAAAUACCCGACUAAAGCAAAUCCAUUUUGAAAAAUUUACUACGUAAGCAAGGUUGAAUUUUCUUGCUUUUCUUGUUCUUCAUGCAAAUUGUCGCACGAACACACACGUAGUCGCAGUUGCGACAAUUAUAGUAAAGAAAACCUGACUAAACCCGUUGAUAAAUGUUCAUCAUUAAACUGAGAAUGAACAAAAUACCUUUAUGGACAGAUGUAUGAACUAUGGCAAAAGCAAGGUCAGAAUAAAAAAAAACUAUUAAAGUAAUACUAUGCUCUAUAUUAUAUAGAAGGACACUCUAAUGAAUAUUCUUUUGCAUGUUAGCUGCUAAUAAAAAUGAUAGAUAUUUUUAAAGGAGAUAUCCAGUGGUGAAAAACGUAUCCCCUAU